AUGGCUGCUCAAUCGGUCAUGGCAGCUCACACACCAAUCGCAGACCCAACACCAUGGACUGCUAUCGUGACUGGUGGAGCAAGCGGCAUUGGAGCCGCAACAGCCAGGAAGUUGGCAAGUCGAGGCAUCAACAUCCUGAUCGCUGAUGUCGCAGACGAGACAGGUCAGCAGCUCGCCGGUGAGAUCCAAGCCGAAUUCAACGUCGACGCAUUCAAUCGACAUGUCGACGUCAGCAAGGAGACAGAUAUCGAGGAGAUGAUUAAGGCGAUCGUACAGAAGUGGGGCCGACUUGAUUAUGCUGCGAAUGUUGCGGGAAUCUGUAAGGAUGGGGGUGAUAUGAAGGAUGAUGAGAGUAAGGUGCCAACGGAGUUGAUUGAUAGGACCUACGAAGUCAACCAACGCGGCAUCCAACUCUGCCAAAAACACGAAGCCCAACAAAUGCUCAAGCAAGAGCCCCGAGGCGUCACCAUUUCCCCAUCUCCACCCAAACCCGUCCGACCCCAACGAGGCAGCAUCGUCAAUGUCGGCUCCACCGCAUCUCUAACAGGCUUGGGACAUGCUGCCUACACUCCCACCAAACACGCCAUUCUCGGCAUCACCAAGAAUGGAGCUUACUACUACGGUCCUCAUGGUGUGAGGUGCAAUUCUGUGGCGCCUGGUGGGACCGUCACGCCCUUGGGCAUCGAUGCGAUGCCGGAGGGGAUUAAGGAGUUGGUUAGGGAGAAUGAUCCUGCUGUUGGGAAGGGGACGCCGAUGGGGAAAUUGGCUUGGCCCGAGGAAGUGGCGAAUGUUAUCAGCUUCUUGUUGAGCGAUGAGGCUAGUCAUGUCUGUGCAGUGAACAUCGAGGUCGAUGGAGGCUUUGCGAAUACGAGGAUAUAG
This is a messenger RNA of Fulvia fulva, 879 nucleotides long. Its product is annotated as Short-chain dehydrogenase. The transcript has 3 exons. The record is from RefSeq and is a predicted model, not a curated record. NCBI's taxonomy places the organism in Eukaryota, Fungi, Ascomycota, Dothideomycetes, Mycosphaerellales, Mycosphaerellaceae. The coding region runs from base 1 to 879 and encodes 292 amino acids.